This is a messenger RNA of Cottoperca gobio, 3537 nucleotides long. RefSeq names its product proline-rich transmembrane protein 1 (gene prrt1). Lineage: Eukaryota; Metazoa; Chordata; Actinopteri; Perciformes; Bovichtidae. The transcript has 4 exons. Bases 1 to 726 code for a protein of 241 amino acids. Gene Ontology annotation, cellular component: membrane. The record is from RefSeq and is a predicted model, not a curated record.
AUGUCGUCGGAAAAACACGGUCUCGAUGACUCUGGCCGUCAGACCAUGCAGCCUCCUCCGUACCUCCCCGGCCCGCAAGACCCAAACAUGCCCCAACAUCCCAACAUGCAGCCUGCACCUGGCACCCAACCCAACUACCCUCCUCCUCCUCCUCCUCCGGGCUCAGAGGGAUAUCUCCAAGAAACCCAGUUUCACUGCGGCCCAAUGGGCCCGCAGGGGGCCCCGCAGGGCUACUCGGUCCAGACCCAGGGCCCCGGAGGCACCAUGCCUCACGCCCCCGUAGGAUACCUCCACCCGGGAUACCCGCUCCAGCUGCAGCCUUGCACAGCUUACGUACCUGUCUACCCCAUGGCAUCGGGACAACCCUACAUGCCAGCCGGGGGAGGCCACCCAGGGAUCCCACCGGGCCAGAUUCAUCCCAUGCAAAUGCAUCCCAGCAUCACCCUAAUGGACCGUCGACCGCCACACGACUACCUGCCCAUCGCCGUGCUCACCACCAUCUGCUGUUUCUGGCCAACGGGCAUCAUUGCAAUCAUCAAAGCAGUGCAGGUGCGCACGGCGAUAGCCAGAGGGGACAUGGUGACGGCGGAAAUAGCCUCCCGCGAGGCUCGCAACUUCUCCUUCAUCAGCCUGGCUGUUGGCAUCGCCUCCAUUGUGCUGUGCACCAUCCUCACCGUGGUCGUCAUCAUCGCCUCGCAGCACCACGACGAUGAAUGGGAGCCGUAACUCCACCGCAGUGUCAGACGGAUGGAAAUCAUGGCAUAUAUAUAGCUAACUACUCUCAAGCGUUUGGAGGGAAUAGGAGCACUGAGAAUGCAAACAAACUGCUACUGCAUUGCUGGCCCACACACAGCUCUGACCUAACCUGCUGCCAUCAAACACACAACCAAAAACAACUAAUCACAGCUGAUGUUCAAACGCCAAAUACAAGCAGCUGUCAAAUGAGGCCCAGUAUUGCUGUUAGCACAGCGGCCGCUUAAUAUUUACACUCAGAUAUGAGCUGCAAGAGGGAAACAAAACUCCUUGUAUUAACAUCUCAUUUGACGCUUAUUAAUUCAUUCGGAUGAUGUUAGGUAGAUGAGAGGAUAUUCCAACAACUAAAUCUACUAAAUUGGCCCACGCAGAGUUAUUUUUAGGGUAGUUAAAUGCACAUUUUAGUCUUACAAGUACAUGUGUUUUCUUCUUUAAAAAAAAGUGCCAUGUUGAAGCAGUGUUGAUUUGCAGAGUGGUAUUAUUGCUGUUGUCAAACUGAUUGAAAGUGUUAGAGGGGGUGAUCAAUACACAUUUAACACACCAAAUGGAGACGGGACUGACAGAGCGUCUAAUGUAACCAAACACAGAGUAUUUAUUUGAGAUUGGUUGUUUGUAUGUUACAUGGACAUUUUAGCUGGAUGAGAUGAUACAUAACUUAUGAAUUAUAUGUUUGUUGAUUCAUUUAAAAUCUGUUAUUUAUUCGAUAUCUACCCAUGCAUCAACUUUGUCUGCUAUAAUUUACAGUAUAUCACUAGUUUGUUGCAGCUAUAUGAUACUUUGAAAUUGGCUUAAAUUUCUGAUGAUGAUGCACUUUGUAGUAACCAGAUGAGACGGCGCAGCUGCUUACAUUCAUAGUUUUUAUAGUGCAUGAUAAAUAUAAAUUUAAGCUAAUGGGGCAUCAAGUGCAAUAAUAACUCGUCUCCCAGCUGUUGAUGAAUAUUUCCUAAAAUGUGUGUGGUACAGUACUCUUUUCAAACAAGCUACUGUCAAAACAAGAAAAGGGGACAAUUUAGAUGAUAAGUAUUUGAAUCUUAGGUUUACAAAUAUUGUUUUCGCAAGUAUUUUAGAAGUGUAUUGGCCUAUUUUGUGUUGCACAAAUAUCUCUAUUAUCUAUUUAGUCUCUCAGACACUGUGUGUGAAACUUUAGUGCAACGUUAGACUUACGAGGCAACACAACCCUGCAUGUCAUCCUCAGUUUGUUUCCAUUUGUCUUAAAUAUCGAGGCUAGAUGUACGGCUGUGAGCUCCUAUAACGUUGUUUCACUGUUGUAACAAAGCGAGUCAGGGUUCAUUUCAUAUAUGAGUACGGUCUCCAUAAUGUAGCAGCAGGUGUGCUGUUGUUUAUAAGAGCCAACAUGGCCGUAACGUUACUGUAUCAACUAUCAUAUGAGGUUUCUGGAGUUAUGGGAUUAACUGAAAAUGAAUGUUUCCAAUAGGAGAGAGAGAACAUUUUAAUGCCUAUACUGUAUUGUAGCACUUUCCGCUCUUUGAAAUCUUUCCCCUCUCUGUUCUAUCUUUCUCCUGUACACAUGAGUUAUUGGACCUAUUAAUAUUUCCCUUCUGCUCCCCCUCUGUUGGUCCUCAUGAUGAUGCUAUUUUUAAAAGAGUUAUACAGCGAUAUUAAAAAUCAUGUUUGUUAACAUGAACACAAAUAGAGACAGUAAAAAUACAGUUUAUUCUGUGGUUUAUAUUAUUAUUGUUAUUACUAUAAUUAUUAUUAUUGGCAACUGCAUUGCAUUUGAUUAUCACUAAUGUGUAAUAUUAAGUACAUUUGGGCAUGUAUUUAUCAAACUUCUUAAAAAUAUACUUAAUAAUGCUCCUAAAAGCCAACUUAGUAGUAAAAAAAGACACAUUUGUGAAGUGACUUCCUGCUAUUUACAGCGAGUAACUUUUACUUGAUCACAUGUAUAAUAAAUGAAUAUAAUAAACAUUUAUCUGUAUGCUCAGAGACCAGGAUUUACCCAACAACUGCCUUAUUGUUUUAUAUUUAAAAGCGAAAAUAGUUUAGAAUAGAAUAAACUUUAUUAUAAAGCCGAGGCAGGAAAAUUAUCUUUGGUCUCACCCAAAAAAAGAUCCUCCAUCCAGUUUUCUCUGUGAGUAAAAGAGUUUUUCUGCCAAAACAUGAUUUAAUAAAUACUGAAUUAUUAUUAUUCAUAACGACUGAUGAUAUUUAUCUAGGAUCGUACAGUUGAACUGUUUUACAUUUAAGAGCAUUUAAAAUGAUAAGAAUUUUUUAUAAAAUUGCUUUUAUCAAUUGUUUUACAUUGUGGGAAAUAUGCUUAUUGCCGAGCGUUAGAUGAGAAGAUCGAUUGAAAAAUGUCACUUUUUCAUCACUUUUAGCCGUUUGAUAAAUACAGGCCCUGUCCUUAUGUGAUUGACUCAGUGAUAGUUCAGUGUUAAUAGAGUAAAUGAAGCACAGUAUUGUUUAGUAUUAUUAUUGUACAGAGGGCUCUGGCAGUGAGUGUGUGUCUACAGAGUCACUUCUAGCAUAUCUAGUUUAUACAGCGCUAGGCUUCAUCUCCCUGUGUGCUUUCUGAUGUGACUCAACAUAGCUGUUUAUUACACAGCAGGGAGAUGUGUUCUUCAUUUUAUUUUUAUUUUUUUGAUCCUGUAAAUGCGAUGGGUUGCUUGUUUCAAAGAGCCAAAAAUGACCUGUGUACAUGUGGUUCUCUUGGGGUUUAUUAUUCUAAUUAUGUUCAUGUCUGUGUUGCACAUGCGUUGGUUGUUUCUGACUUCAGUUGUUUGAAUAAUGAAUAAAAGAAUAAUUUUUGGGUUGUGAACGUUA